Molecule: messenger RNA, 1596 nt
Organism: Strigops habroptila (Kakapo)
Lineage: Eukaryota; Metazoa; Chordata; Aves; Psittaciformes; Psittacidae
Product: gamma-aminobutyric acid receptor subunit rho-1
Exons: 10
Coding region: 1-1437 (478 amino acids)
Biological process (GO): chemical synaptic transmission; signal transduction; regulation of membrane potential
Cellular component (GO): membrane; GABA-A receptor complex; synapse
Molecular function (GO): extracellular ligand-gated monoatomic ion channel activity; GABA-A receptor activity; neurotransmitter receptor activity
Source: RefSeq, a predicted model, not a curated record
AUGUUGACUGUCCAUAAAAUGCAUUUUAGCAUCUUCCUCCUGUUGUGGGGAUGGGUUUUAUCCACUGAAUGCAGAGCCCACAGACCAGGAAAAGAAAUACAUGAGGUAUACAAAAAAGGCAGCCGGCCGCAGCGGCAGCGACGGGAGGCUCACGGCGAGGGACACAAACAAGGCAGCCUAAUCCUAAAACGAAGCCCUGACAUCACCAAAUCUCCCCUGACAAAGUCAGAGCAGCUGCUGCGAAUAGAUGACCAUGACUUCAGCAUGAGACCAGGGUUUGGAGGCCCUGCAAUUCCUGUUGGGGUGGAUGUCCAAGUUGAAAGUCUGGACAGCAUUUCUGAGGUGGACAUGGACUUCACCAUGACGCUUUACCUAAGGCACUACUGGAAAGAUGAGAGACUGUCCUUCCCCAGCACCAACAACCAAAGCAUGACCUUUGAUGGCAGGCUGGUGAAGAAGAUCUGGGUCCCUGACAUGUUCUUUGUCCACUCCAAGCGUUCUUUCAUCCACGACACCACCACAGACAAUGUUAUGCUGCGGGUCCAGCCAGAUGGGAAGGUACUUUACAGCCUCAGAGUUACGGUAACGGCAAUGUGCAACAUGGAUUUUAGUCGCUUCCCCCUGGACACACAGACAUGUUCCCUGGAGAUUGAAAGCUACGCCUACACUGAAGAUGACCUUAUGCUCUACUGGAAGAACGGGAACGAUUCCCUAAAAACAGAUGAGAGGAUAUCACUCUCCCAGUUCCUGAUCCAGGAGUUUCACACCACCACAAAGCUUGCCUUUUACAGCAGCACAGGGUGGUACAAUCGCCUCUAUAUAAACUUCACUUUACGCCGACACAUCUUCUUCUUCUUGCUCCAAACCUACUUCCCCGCCACCCUCAUGGUCAUGUUGUCCUGGGUGUCCUUCUGGAUCGAUCGACGAGCAGUUCCUGCCAGAGUUCCUCUAGGGAUAACCACUGUGCUGACCAUGUCCACAAUCAUCACUGGGGUGAAUGCCUCCAUGCCUCGUGUUUCCUACAUCAAAGCAGUGGACAUUUACCUGUGGGUCAGUUUUGUGUUUGUCUUCCUCUCGGUGCUGGAAUAUGCGGCUGUGAAUUAUCUGACUACGGUGCAAGAGCGGAAAGAGAGGAAACUGCGGGACAAGCUUCCCUGUGCGUGCAGCCUACCUCAGCCCCGGCCCAUGAUGAUGGACGGCAGUUACAACGACGGGGAUGUGAACGAACUGGGGCACUACAUGUCUGAGAACGGGGACAAACAAGACCGAAUGAUGGUGCAGCUGGCGCUGGGGUCUGAGAGGGGCUCGGGCAGGAGGAAGAACCAGAGAUACGUCAGCAUGCGGAUCGACACUCAUGCCAUUGACAAGUACUCCAGGAUAAUAUUCCCUGGUGCAUACAUCCUAUUUAACUUGAUAUACUGGUCCAUUUUUUCAUAAACAAACCUAACUCCUGUAGUCACAAAGCGUUGUGACAUUCAAUGAAAGUACAGUCUCACAGGCUAACAGAGAAAAUGGAGAAUUGUUUUAAGUGGAAGGAAGAUUGAUUUUUUUCAGCAUUUUUUUAUUAGAUAAUUUUUUUAUUAGAUAAAACUCACU